CGCCCCAGAUAAGCUGAGAGCCAAAGAGCUUUCCCCGUUCCCUUAUCGUUAAUUCGCCUGCCCUCCACCGCUUCCCUCCUGCCUCCCCACCGAAUACGCUCCCCGUGUCCCUCGCUGCAUGCACUGCACCUAUCUCUCCUGCACUGCCCCUUUUCACCCUGCCCCCUCGCCUUCCCAUUCCUGCACCUCCUUCCUCACCUUCUCUGCACCUCCUCCCCGCUCUCGGUCAGGGGCAGAGGAUUGGCGGUGUCCCCCCCACCCCCUUGCAGUUCCUGCCUGGUUUAUUUUGGGGCAGCGGCUCCGGGCUCAGAGAGAGGACCGUGCGUAGCAUGGGGAGGUGAGAGACAGCCCGACUCACACUGCUGCUGGGCAAGCCAUUUAUACCAAGUCACCUGCAAAUGAACUCCAUGAACCCCAUGAAACCAUCACACGCAGGCACAGGGCACAGUGAUGGUUCAUUUGCAUACGAGUCUGUUCCCUGGCAACAAAGCACCAAUCAGGCAGGAGGAUCGCUCUCUGUGGUAACAACCGUCUGGGGUCUCAGCAACACGUCGCAGAGCCAGCAGGUCUUCGGGAAUCCCAUGGUGCCGAGCGGCGGCCCCACCGGGGGUGGAGUCAUGCCGGGUCUGGCAGGCAAUAGCGGAGGAAUGGGGAGCCCUCCAUUCAUUAGCCAGCAAGGGUACUCGGAAGCCGGGGCUGGAAAAAACUACCUGCAGCAGAGCGUGUACGGGCGAGGUGGAUACCCCGGAGGCAAUGCGUAUCCCAAUAGUUACCCCGGAGGACCCCCAAGUGCUGGUGGGAUGGGAAUGCCGCAGCACUCGGGCCGCGGGCCAGCCGACUUCACGCAGGCUGCAGCUGCAGCGGCCGUGGCAGCAGCUACCGCGACGGCAACAGCUACUGCUACUGUAGCUGCCCUGCAAGAGAAGCAAAGCCAGGAGCUCAACCAGUACGGGGCGGUUGGACCAUCUCAUGGUUAUGGGGGUCAGUACAUGCAACACGGAGGCCCUCGAGGUCCCACCAUGCAGGGCGGAAUGAAUUCUGGGGGGCUUGGGUCUGUGAUGGGUAACACAGGAAUGUCCCAAAUGGGCAUGAACUCUGCCAGGGCCCCUGGCAUGAACCCUGUUUAUACUGGCCAACGGAUACCCCCCCAUGGUUACCCUGGGCAGCUACAGAGUCAGCAGAUGCCUCGACAAGGGGUCAAAAGGACAUACUCCAAUGACGGCUACACAACUCAACAGUACAUGCAGGGUGGGCAAUACCCGCCUCACGCGGCUCAAUACGCUCAAUCAGCACAGCAGCAAUCUGCCCCAUCGCCCUCUUACCCUGGGCACCGUGUGCAGCAGAACAUGUCGCAGUACCUGUCGCAGAGUGGUCCUGGGGGGCAUUAUUACAAGCUGACAGACCAGUAUGGCGGACAGAGCAAUAACUACAAUGGAGGAAAUUUUACCUACAGUCAGCCUAUAAGCGGGCCUGGUCGCACAAUGCCUGGGUAUCCCAGCUCCCCGCUGCCUGGAAAUCCUACUCCCCCCAUGACCCCUGGAAGCAGUGCUCCACCUUACAUGUCCCCAAAUCAGGAUGUGAAGUCUCCUUUUAUGCCAGAUGUCAAGCCUGCGCACAACACUUUGCACCCGUCUCCACCAGCUGCCUCCAAUGAUGAAUUGCGGCUGACUUUUCCCGUCCGCGAUGGAAUCGUCCUGGAACCUUUCAGGCUUCAGCACAACCUGGCUGUUAGCAACCACGUGUACCAUUUGCGGGAGUCCGUCUACAAGACGCUCAUGAUGAGGCCUGAUCUGGAGCUGCAGUUCAAGUGCUAUCAUCAUGAAGAUCGACAGAUGAAUACUAACUGGCCGUGCUCUGUGCAAGUUAGCGUGAACUCAACUCCGCUAAGUAUCGAGCGCGGAGAUAACAAGACCUCCCACAAACCCCUCUACCUGAAAAAUGUGUGCCAGCCUGGCAGGAACAGCAUCCAGAUAACCGUCAGCGCUUGUUGCUGCUCUCACCUGUUCGUGCUGCAGUUAGUUCACCGACCAUCCGUUAGAUCCGUCCUCCAGGGACUAAUCAAGAAAAGACUUCUCCCCGCUGAGCAUUGCAUCACCAAGAUUAAAAGAAACUUCAGCAGUGGAAGCAUCCCAGGAACCCCUGGUCCCAACGGAGAGGACGGUGUAGAGCAAACUGCUAUCAAAGUCUCCCUGAAAUGUCCGAUCACCUUCAGGAGAAUCCAGCUUCCUGCCAGAGGCCACGAUUGCCGGCAUAUCCAGUGCUUCGAUCUGGAAUCUUAUCUGCAGCUGAAUUGUGAGCGAGGGACAUGGAGGUGCCCUGUGUGCAAUAAAACUGCCCUGUUGGAGGGGCUUGAAGUUGACCAAUACAUGUUGGGGACCCUGGUGUAUAUCCAAAACACUGAUUACGAAGAGAUCACGAUUGAUCCGACCUGCAGCUGGAAGCCAGUACCAAUUAAGCCCGACACCCAUGUGAAGGAGGAGUCGGACGGGCCGGUUCUGAAGCGCUGCCGAAGUCUGAGUCCAACUCACAUGGUAAUGCCGAACGUCAUGGAGAUGAUAGCGGCGCUUGGACCAAGCUCCUCCCCCUUCAACAGUGUCCAAUCAGCUGGGAGUGUUGGCGCUGAUUACAACAGCCCAGGUUCUGGUUUUCAGAAUCCAGGUGGAUAUUCUGAAGGGGGUUUCCCUUCCUCCAACCCGGGCACCCCAACUAUGAAUGAUUUCACCCCCAACGCUCCUCCGCCCAUCUCCUACCAGUCUGACAUUCCCAGUUCCUUGCUGGGUCCCGAGAAGCCAGGCGGACCCUCAAUGGCUGGACAGGUCCCUCCCUCUGGACGGAUAGACCCGUCACAUAACCCCAACCAGACACUUCACUCUUCCAGCCUCAGCAGCCAAUCUCCGCAGCAGCUCCACCACCGUAACCCUUCCCGGCAGCAAAUGGCACAACCGCCCAACGACCUGGCUUUUAACCCCAUGCAAGGUGCUGGUGAUGUGGCGGAGCCAUCUUUGGAUCUUCUCCCUGAACUGACAAACCCAGAAGAACUGCUCUCGUACCUUGGACCCCCGGACCUCCCAAGCAGUGGCAAUGAUGACCUUCUAUCCCUCUUUGAAAACAACUGAAGCUUCCACUUUGACACAGGUGGUUCGCCAACCAAAUUCCUGUGUACGGCCUUCCAAAAACUUGCACAUGAAGGAGCCCAGUGACAUUAUGGAGCACAAGAGACCUACAUACAACUGCACCGGUGCAUGGCAUGGUGGACUGCAAUGCAGCGCUCUGCCAAAUAUACGUACAGAGCAUCACAUCAGAGACUUGCGGAUCAUUGCACUAUUUAUCUUUACCUGUAGCAGAUAUCCUGCAGUGUUGCCCUGUAUGCCCAAAAGAACAUUUCUGCAGAGCACUGUACUAUCUGCCUAUUUUUCUUUUUAAUAAACUCUAGUCUCUCUAGACUGCUGAUGAGAUGAGACCUACAGAGUGUUCCGCUUUAUUUGUUAAGAGAACCAGCAGAGCGUCUGCCAUUAAUGACCCCACUGAGAGACAGAGCUUUUGUUCUGCAAGCGUUGAGCAGAAUGUUGAGCCGUCAUCGGAAUGAUUCUGCUAUUGAGCAGCAGUCUGUGAUCUGUGAGGAGGUUAGGCCUCGGGAUUGACCUGACCGUAUAUAAAUAUAUAUAUAUUUUUUUUUUCUCCUGGAUUUCCAACCAGGAAUGCAAGGUUAAGAGCACAAGAUGGCUGGGCGUGUGUAUGUGUAUAUACAUUGUAAUGUAGUCGAAAUCCACACAUAUGUAUCUGUGUGUGUAAUUAAUGUGUAUAUAUAUAGACACACGCACAAAUAUAUAUAUAUAUAUAUAUAUUAGUGUGUGUGCCAUUUUUAAUAUAUGUAUAUUUGCGGUUUUCUGCAUUAAACUUUUUCUUAUACCUAAUUCCAUUGUGGAGGGUGGGUAUUUGGGACCAUGUGAUGCAGCAAGACCCCAUGCCUCAGUCUCCAUAUUUAUCAACCAUUUUCAGCUUGGACUAAAUUUACAAUAUUUUCAGGAUCCCUGACCUACAGGAGAAUACUUUUCCAAAUGCUGUGGUUUUCCAUGUUUCAUCACAUGCAGUAAUAAGGAGGUCUUCAGCAGUACAAUACCAGUGUGUAAAGAUGGAGCAGGAGAGUAAUUAGUUACCCUGAGCGUGGAAACGAGUACAUUUAUGUGUGUGUGUGUGAAUGUAUACACUUCUUGGCAAAGAAAAGGAGUAAGGAGCUGUAUACCCCAUGAAACAGAGAUAGAAAUUGGCCAGAGUGGGUUUAUUUCGGGUGGGCCGGGUUAAUUUAUUUUUUAUUUUAUUAAUGCACAUUCCCCUAUUUUCAUAUAAUACAUAAAAAUAAAAUAAAACACGGAGUGCAAUUUAUAAGAGGGACCAACAAUUAAAAUCCUCCCUAGUCAAGUUGUUAGGCCACUUAUUGGACUCGCCUCAGUGUUGGGUCAGGGUGUUUCUUUUUAUUUUUAAAAUAAUAUAAAGCCUAUUCAAUUCACCGCCAGAUGAGUCUUUAAGAUUGUGAGGAUUGUUGGUUUGUGUGUGUGUAUAUAAAUAUAUAACUAUAUGGGUUGUGCUCUGUGCUGGAAAAUGUGCAUUUUACAAAAAUAAAGAAAAAUCAUUUGAA
Spea bombifrons (plains spadefoot toad) is the source of this 4636-nucleotide messenger RNA. RefSeq names its product zinc finger MIZ-type containing 2 (gene ZMIZ2). The record is from RefSeq and is a predicted model, not a curated record. Gene Ontology annotation, molecular function: SUMO ligase activity; zinc ion binding. The coding region runs from base 399 to 3116 and encodes 905 amino acids. Gene Ontology annotation, biological process: protein sumoylation; regulation of transcription by RNA polymerase II. The transcript has 19 exons. Lineage: Eukaryota; Metazoa; Chordata; Amphibia; Anura; Pelobatidae.